ACUCUCCGAUCCGAACGCCAAAAUUGGUCUCCCCCACUUCGACAUUUGCGAUGCAAGAUCUCAAGCAAUGGGAGUUGAAUGUGCAUGAUGGUGUGUGAAAAUUUGCAUGCGGUUUGAGUGAUUUCUGUUGGAGACAAAUGAGUGCGGAGAAGUUGGGAGGAUUGGUGAAUUUGAAGAAAAAAAGGUCAUUGGAUCUCCAGACAUUGUAUCAGACUGAGGCUGGUAACAGGGGAAGGAGUGAUAGUAAAGGGAAACAUAAAGAGGAGGAAGAUAGAAAUGGGGUUCGGCGAAAGAGGAAGCAGAAAGGCACAAAGGAGGUGUGCUCCGCUAGGUUGGAUCAGGUAGAUAAGAGUAGCAGCAGAGUGGACGUGGAAGAAGCUAGCGGGUUUGAGGCGCAGCAAUCAAAUGCAGGAUCUGGUGACAGAUGGAAUGGGCUUCCUUAUUGCUUGUUGAGUGAGAACGGUGAUCCGGUUAGGGUUCCCAAGCGCCCACGCAACAUUUUCGUCCACAAGAACUCUAAAAACCAGACAGCUUCUCUAUCGUUGAGGUUGCAGGGUUCUGCUGAUUGCAUAAGAAAUUUACAUGAUGAAGUGGAUACGUCAGAGGAUGUUCAUCUGCCAAAGAAGGGAUCACGAAGUGAAGCUAGUGUUGUUGACCGGUUGUCUAAGUCAGGUAAAGCUUCUUUAGGCGUAGGAAAUGUUGUUUGUAACAAACCAAAGCAGAAAGUUGGUGUUAAUGAGUCCAAGGGACGUAAGAAUGCCCGUCUUCCAAAGAAGCCAGGCUUACCAGUAAAUGAAUCCAUUGCUGAUGAUGAUAUGGACAAGUUUUGUAAACAUUUUGCAGGCAAUGCUGCUAGUGAGAAAUUCAAGCCGAAGGUGGGUGUUAACAAACCUAAAGGGCAUAAGAAUGCUCACAUGCCAAAGAAGUCGAGCUUAUCAGUAAAUGAACCCAGUGCUGAUGAGGGUAUGGCUAAGUUGGGUAAACCUUUUGUAGGGAUUGCUGUUGGUGAGAAGUUAAAGCCGAAGGUGGGCGCUGAUGAAUCUAACAAGCGUAAGAAUGCUCGCCUACAGAAGACACCAAGCUUAUCAGGAAAUGAAACCAGUGCUGCUGAUCAGAUCAUUUAUAUGGGUAAAGUUUCUGCAGGCGGUGCUGUAAAUGGCAAGUAUAAGCGGACGGUGGCUGUAAAUGUAUCCAAGGGGAAUAAGAAUAUCAAGGUUACUUCAGCUAAACACACUAUGGCAGAAGAUGAACAUUGUAUUAUAAAAAAUGCUGAUGCAUCUUCAAAAAAGCGGCGAAGAGUUCAUAGGAAGGAAAAAAAUCUGCAAUCCCGAGCCUUGGAUUCUGUAAAGGAUGUUAAAUCUCCAGUGGCUAAUACAACUCAUUGCUGUGAUGAUUUUCAAGAUGAUGACGAUGAAGAAAACCUCGAGCAAAAUGCUGCCAGGAUGCUCUCUUCUCGAUUUGAUCCACGCUGCACAGGUUUUUCUUCAAGAAGAAAAUCUUCUGCGUUGUCAUUUGCCAACCAGGUGUCCUCACUCAUCUCUUCUAAUGAUCUUACUAGUCAGGAUGCUAACUCUCUAGCCAGCUCAGAGGCUGCAGCCGGAGUACCACCAAUGGAAAAAGAUCAUAAAGAGAAGAGUGUCCCACGAAAGCGCCGUCAUUUCUACGAAGUUCAUCUGAAGGACUUAGAUGCGUAUGAGGUAUUGAAUAAAAGAAUCCAAGUAUUUUUCCCAUUAGAUGAGACUUGGUGUUGUGGCUUGCUCAAGGACUAUGAUCCAGAAAAGAGACUCCAUCAAGUCAAGUAUGAUGGUCGAGAUGAAGUAUGGAUCAAUCUUGAAGGUGAAAGGUUCAAGCUCUUGCUUUUCCCAAGCGAAGUUCCUGGAAAGGAUAAGUCCAGAAGAUCUGCAAAGGGAAGUAGAACUGUAUGCAAAGACAAAACAGAUUUGGAUGUUGAUGGAGACAGCCAUUCAGGGAGCUAUUUGGAGUCUGAGCCCAUUAUCUCUUGGUUGUCUCAUCGAUUUAAAUCUUCUUCCAGGCCUUUGAAGAAACAGAAAAUAUCAGAGCAGUCUUCCUCUAUUUUGUCAUUGCCAUCACAUGACCAACAUGAUGAUACAAAAGACAUUUUAGGCUCCUUGGAUAUAAAAACUGAUGCGGGAAAGGCUGGGAAGUCUUCCUCUGGAAGUGGUAGUGUCUCAGAGAACAAAAUAACAAUUGUUUAUAUGAGAAGGCGUUUUCGGAAGAAAGUUGAAGGACAAUCUUUCACCGAAGAUGGCACGACAUGUGAAAAGAUGGCACUAGCUACUUCCUCUGUGAACAAGUUGACUCUGAAAUCUGAAGUGAAUACCUUCCCGGGCUCACAAAAUGAUGCUAUGCUGUGGUCUAUUGAUGAUGAAGGCCUCCUAAGCUUAUGCUUGCCAUUUAUAGAGUCCAGACACUUCACCUAUGACAUACACCUACCAGCUUUAUCUUGUAUUCAGCAUGAUGCAGAAUACAUCUGGCUGUCUCGUAUAGUUUUGUUGCUGCAACAUGGUGCCAUUGUGACAAAAUGGCCAGAGGUUAUCUUAGAGAUUCUUUUUGUUGAUAAUACUGUUGGACUGAGGUUUCUUUUGUUUGAGUGUUGCCUAAAGGAUGCUAUGGUUCUUGCAUUCAUUGUUAUGUCAUUUUUUAGUAAACCUGAUGAACACUUGGAGUUUGAAGAUACUUGGUUGCCGGUUACUUCUGUACAAUUUAAACUCUCUAGAGUUCAAGAUAUGAAUAAGCAGAAAGCAUUUGUAUUUUAUGGCUUUUCUAAACUAGAAAGCUCAAAGUGGAUAUAUCUUGACUCCAAGCUACGGCAUCAUAGUUUUCUUGCUAAGGAUCUGCCUCUCUCUGAAUGCACAUAUGAUAACAUCAAAUCCCUUGAACAUCCAAGCAAUCAGUUUUCAGCACAUAAUCAUCAGAGUUCGCAAAAGAAGCCUGUGCUGUGUAGUUUGGCCAUGGGCAUCGCGAAAGAAUCCCACAUUAUCAGAAAUAGCCAUCCACCUAGCUCUGAUUCAAAAUUUGGACAAGUUAUUCCACUUUCUUCUCCAUAUUCUGCUGCACCUGCUCAGUUCUUGAGUCUGCAUCUACAGUUGCUCAUGGAACGUAACCUUGCAUGCCAUGGAACAACUGGCCAGCAUGUUAUACAUGAUACCAGUCAAGGGAAGUUAUAUGGCAAUGUUCCAGAAGCAACCUUCAAAAAUAAUAUGGAACCCUUGGUCCCUUUAGCUACUUCCACUGAUUUUGAAGGACUGGAGAACAAUGCUCCCAUUGACAUUGAAGUGUUGGAGAAGGAUGCUUCCACUGACAUUGAAAGGUUGGAGAAGAAUGCUCCUACCGACAUUGAAGGGCUGGAGAAGAUUGCUCUCGCUGACAUUGAAAGUUUGGAGAAGAAUGCUCCCACUGAAUUUGUAGGGUUGGAAAAGAGUGCUUCCACACACAUAAAAGGGUUGGUGAAUAAUGCUUCCGCAUACAUUGAAGGGUCAGAGAAGAACGCUUCUAAUUUGGUUCUGUCUCAACUGCAAUUUUGUACUGGUGAUGAACAGUCAUACCCAGUUGCUGCAUCUCCACAACCUGCUCUAGACCAUGUUAAUAAUGCAAUCCCUUCACUGGAUCAAGUUGAUCUUCCUUUUAACGGAAGGGAACAUUUUUCUGUCAUUCCCCAGAGCCCCAAUCAAAAUGGUCCAAGUGCUUCAUGCAAUUUAAUUCAUCAGAACCAAAACAUUUCACUUUCUUCACCUGUGGGAGAACUUUCACCUGUGUGGUCGGAUGUGAAGAUGAGCUUCAUGCACAAUGGAUUUGUUAAUGGCCCUAAGAAACCAAGAACUCAGGUCCAUUACACGUUGCCCUCUGGAAGUAAUGAUUUUGGAUCAAGACACAAAAACCAAGGACAAAAGAAUCUUCAUUGUAAACGGAUUAGGAGAGCUAGUGAGAAGAAGAUUUUUGAUGGUGGUAGGAGCUCUCAAAGAAACAUUGAGUUUUUGGCAUGCAAUGCAAAUGUGUUAGUUACUGUUGGGGACAAAGGAUGGAGGGAAAAUGAUGCGCGUGUGGUCUUAGAAGUUGCAGAUCACAAUGAAUGGAGGCUUUCUAUUAAAUUUUCUGGUUCCACAAAAUAUUCAUGCACAGUUCGCAAUAUCUUGCAACCUGGGUCAACCAACCGCUUCACUCAUGCUAUGAUGUGGAAAGGGGGAAAGGAUUGGGUUUUGGAGUUUCCUGACAGGAGCCAGUGGAUGCUGUUCAAGGAGAUGCAUGAAGAAUGCCACAAUCGUAAUAUCCGUGCUGCUUUGGUUAAGAAUAUCCCAAUUCCUGGUGUUCGGUUGAUUGAAGAAAUGGAAGAUGAUGCUGCGUGCAUUCCCUUUGCUCGCAGUUGUCCUGAUUACUUCCAUCAGGUUGAGAAUGAUGUUGACAUGGCGAUGAAUACUUCACGAAUCCUGUAUGAUAUGGAUAGUGAGGAUGAAAGUUGGCUCUCAUCCAACCAAAGCCUCUCACACUCUGGUGGAUAUAAUGAGAUAUCAGAUGAGUUAUUUGAAAAGACAAUGAACAUGUUUGAAAAAGUGUCUUAUGCAGAACAGCGUGAGAACUUUACAUCUGAUGAGUUAGAAGAAUUGAUGGCUGGGAUAGGUUUUAUGGAAGUGGUGAAAUCUGUUUAUGAACACUGGAAGCUUAAAAGGAAGAAAAAUGGCAUGCCUUUAUUGCGUCAUUUCCAGCGCCCUUUAUGGGAAAUGUAUCAGCAACAAGUAAAAGAUUGGGAGCAAGAGGUUUCCAAGGCUGUGGCUGCAAAUCACGGGAAAACACCUCUCAUUGAGAAACCACCAAUGUUUGCCUUCUGUUUGAAGCCUCGGGGUUUGGAAAAUCCUAACCGUGGUUCAAAACAGCGUUCUCAGAAGAGAAUGUCAAUCGCUGGACAUAAUCAUACUUCUUUCAGGGAUCAAGAUGGUAUCCAUGCUUUUGGGAGGAGAAUGAAUGGAUAUGCACUUGGAGAUGAGAUGAUUGUGUAUACUGGAAACAACCAUGAACUCUUGGAUAUUGCUUCUUCUCCAACUUGUCAUGCUUCAAGAAGUGCCUUUUCUCCACGCGAUGCCAGUGGAGAUUUCUCUUUGAACAAUGAGGGCUAUGAGUGGAACCAUCACCCAAAGCUCCAGAGAAAUAAAUCGAAGAGGAUUGGGACGAUCUUGCCACCUGGCAGCCCACAUCUGGUUUCUUCUCAUGACCGGAGAAUCACAAAGAGGAACGGUUUUCAUUCGUCUGAUUGGUCAAGCCCGAAGCUCGAUCAACAUUUUGAUAUGCCAAAUGUUCAGGAGUUGAGGCUCCGCGAUGCAUCCAGUGCAGCCAAACAUGCCUGCACGGUGGCAAAACAAAAGCGCGAAAAGGCGAAGAGGUUAAUGUAUACGGCUGACAUGGCAAUCCAGAAAGCCGUGGUAGCUCUCAUGAACGUGGAUGCAAUGAAAGCUUCUGCCACUGAUCAGAAUCAUCGCCAAUGAUAAUAUGUGAUUCUUUUUGGGGGCUUUUAAAAAAAGAUCCCGGACCUUAUGCCGCGUUUGGCUAUACACAGGUUCUCACAGAAACGGAUUUUGAUUCAAUUCCAUCCUUUGUCUAUAAAAUUAGAAUGUAGAUUUCUGACAUGAUGGCCGGAGCAGAGCAGUCACUGUGGUUACCAAGAGAGCUUUUCUACACAGAAAUCUACCAUCCUUUUUCCCCGGGGUUCGUUCAUUUCCAGUUUGCCACAGUGCUGCACGGCUGGUUUGAUCGCUGACCUGGCGGGUCGGGAUUUCGUUUUGUCCCUCGUUUGUACAUAACGAUGUUGCUCUCCUCUUUUUGGUUUUUUAUGGUGGUCUCUUUAGCUCUCGGGUUAACCCGGCCUGCCCCAAAUAAUAUGGAGUAUUGAACAAAAAAAUAAUAACAAUUCUGGAAGCUAUAUAUGAUGAGGUUGAUUUUAGAUAGGGCAUUGAAGUAGAUCUUUUUUUUUGUAUUGUUGAGAGCACAUUGAGUAGGGAAGAAAUGAAAAUAUAUCUUGUGUAAGUAAAUUUCUGGUUAAAUG
Molecule: messenger RNA, 6052 nt
Organism: Cuscuta campestris
Lineage: Eukaryota; Viridiplantae; Streptophyta; Magnoliopsida; Solanales; Convolvulaceae
Source: the annotation of a GenBank genome assembly